CUGUUUUAGACAAGCUGAAGCAAUUCCAUUCCACUUUAGUAUUUUCAACUUGCAUUAUGCCUUAAAAGUUGGGUUGAGGAUUUUCCCUCGGUUUUGCUGCUUUACCUUUUCGCAAGCUGCUUUGGGUGGUGUUGUUGUUUUUAACUAUCUUGCGAUGUAUACAUUUUACGAAAGAAAAGCAGAAUAAACCAGGGCGUGGCAGGAGGGGAUGCCAAACGUGGUGGGAAGAAGAUUCAAGGACAAUCCCAGAAACAUUCAAACGUGCAGAGCCGCAGUGCCAGUUCACUUGCAGAAUAUUUUCAAAAAAGAGCAUCGGGUGAUAUUGAGGACAAUCCUAGUUAGCGAUAAAAAAAACAUCCGGUGCGGCGCGGAGAAAUGUGCAUUCUGAAAUCGUGCCCCAGAGUUGGGGGUCGGGAAUUUGAGAACCACUGAAAUAAACGAGAUAAAUUCCGUGGCGCCGCUUGCAAAGAGCAACUUCUUCUUCCAAGGCGCCGCCUUCGCGCCAAAAUUAAUAAUAAAGAAACUGAGGCGGAGAAACGGUCGAGAUGCCGCCGGGAGUGGGGGGCGGCUGAGGGGAGGCUCCUCGGGUCGCCUCAGGCGGAGGCGGAGCGGGGGGCGGCGAGGGGCCGGCCGGGCCGAGGAGGCGAGGCGAGGAGCCCUGUGGGCCUUUGUCGGGCCUUUGUCGGGCCUGGGAGCCUGCGGCGCCGGCGUCGGGCGGGGCGGAGCCGAGGAGGAGGAGAGGUAGGGAGGCGCGGGCGAGGGGAAGGCGCUGGAGGAGUCCGGCCGAAGGGGACGGGCCGCCCGGGGUGGUGCCGGCAGAGAGAGGCUCGUUUCCCCGUUGCCCGGAGGAGGCCCCUCCAGCCCCGCCGAGCAUUUGGCAUCUGGUUCAGGGAAGCUUUUAAUGUUUAAUAGGUUAUUGUAUUUUAGUGUUUUAGCCGCCCAGAGUGGCUGGGGGGGGGACCACGCCAGAUGGGCGGGGUAUAAUUAAUUAAUUAAUUAAUCAAUUAAUAUCUCUGCACAUGGGACCACGCCAGAUGGGCGGGGUAAAAUAAAUAUCUAUCUAUCAUCUAUCUAUCUAUCUAUCUAUCUAUCUAUCUAUCUAUCUCUGCACAUGGGGGCUUCUCCCCCCGCCCGCAAAACCCGGGGGGGGGGGUUGGUUCAGCAGACUUUACCCCACCCCGGGGGGGGGGUUCACUUGGAGGCCUCCUCCUUUUAGCCCCCUGGGGUGCCCAGGAGUGGGGAAGGGGUGCUGGGGGUGGCUCAGCUUUUUUUGCUGCUCAUUUACUCCUCUGCACCCAUUUCCCACCAAGCUCCACCCUGGUUCCCUGAUGCAGACCCUCCAGCAUUUCUCCAAUGAAAAUGUUGUUGUGGUUGAGUCGUGUCCGCCUCUUCGUGACCCCCUGGACCAGAGCAUGCCAGGCCCUCCUGUGCUCACAGAGCACACAGGGAAUUCUCCCAAAGAUGCCCCAUUGACGUGGAUGUGCACUGUGCAAGAACGCAGUGAUGCUCCCAAGGCGCAUGGUUCAUGCCAAUGGGGCAUGCGCAGAACGACCUCCUAGCACAUAAGCUUUGUUAAGCUGCUUGCUUUAGCGUUUGGCAGAAGGGUUGUUGUUGUUUAGUCGUUCAGUCGUGUCCGACUCUUCGUGACCCCCUGGACCAGAGCACGCCAGGCACUCCUGUCUUCCACUGCCUCCCGCAGUUUGGUCAAACUCAUGCUGGUAGCUUCGAGAACACUGUCCAACCAUCUUGUCCUCUGUCGUCCUCUUCUCCUUGUGCCCUCCAUCUUUCCCAACAUCAGGGUCUUUUCCAGGGAGUCUUCUCUUCUCAGGAGGUGGCCAAAGUACUGGAGUCUCAGCUUCAGGAUCUGUCCUUCUAGUGAGCACUCAGGGCUGAUUUCCUUCAGAAUGGAGAGGUUUGAUCUUCUUGCAGUCCAUGGGACUCUCAAGAGUCUCCUCCAGCACCAGAAUUCAAAAGCAUCAAUUCUUUGGCGAUCAGCCCUCUUUAUGGUCCAGCUCUCACUUCCAUACAUCACUACUGGGAAAACCAUGGCUUGAACUAGACGGACCUUUGUUGGCAAGGUGAUGUCUCUGCUUUUUAAGAUGCUGUCAACAACGGGACACGGGUGGCGCUGUGGGUUAAACCGCAGAGCCUAGGACUUGCCGAUCAGAAGGUUGGCAGUUCGAAUCCCCGCAACGGGGUGAGCUCCCGUUGCUCGAUCCCUGCUCCUGCCAACCUAGCAGUUUGAAAGUACGUCAAAGUGCAAGUAGAUAAAUAGGUACCACUCCAGCGGGAAGGUAAACGGCGUUUCCAUGCACUCUGGUUUCCGUCACAGUGUUCCAUUGCGCCAGAAGUGCUUUAGUCAUGUUGGCCACAUGACCCGGAAAGCUGUCUGUGGACAAACACCGGCUCCCUCGGCCUGAAAGCAAGAUGAGCAUCACAACCCCAUAGUCGCCUUUGACUGGACUUAACCAUCAAGGGGUCCUUUCCCGUUUCCUUUACUUUAUGCAUCCUGCCAACCUAGCAGUUCAAAAGCACGCCAAAGUGCAAGUAGAUAAAUAGGUACCGCUCCGGCGGGAAGGUAAACGGCGUUUCCGUGCGCUGCUCUGGUUCGCCAGAAGCAGCUUAGUCAUGCUGGCCACAUGACCCAGAAGCUGUACGCCGGCUCCCUCGGCCAAUAAAGCGAGAUGAGCGCCGCAACCCCAGAGUUGACCACGACUGGACCUAAUGGUCAGGGGUCCCUUUACCUUUACUAUUCAACAACAACAACAAUAAGUGCUUUUAAAAAAAUGUUUAGGGGCACUCUCAUUUUGACUCAAGAAAAUCAUCAUUAUAUAGUUCAAAUCGGGGAAAAUAAAUGGACAGUAAAUGGACAAAAAGUAUAAAGAUUCACAAAAUGUUUAGGGGUAUGUGUCCCCCCAGAAAAAAGCACUGAUAAUAAUAAUAUUUAUACCCCGCCCAUCUGACUGGGUUGUUCCAUCCACUAUGAGCAGCUUCUAACAUGCAUAAAAACAUAAUAAACAUUAAGCAUUAAAAAAUUAACUUCCCUGUACAGGGCUGCCUUCAGAUGCCUUCUAAAGGUUGUAUAAGUUACUUCUCUCCUUGGCUUAGGGGUCACAUAACUCGAUACUGUCCAAAUUUCCAUACCCUCCACAACAUUUCUCCAGUGAAAAUAGGGACAUCCUGUUCCAGAAUAAUGAUAAUAAUACUCUUUGUGGCUUCCAACACAUAUAAAAACAGAAUAAGACUAUAUAGGUCUGCCUUCAGAUGCCUUCUAAAGGUUACUUAUCUCCUUGGUUCAGGGGUCACAUAACUCCCUGCCGUCCAACAUUUCUCCAUUGAAAAUAGGGACGUCCUAAAGAAAAGCGGUACUUUCCGGGAUCAAAUCAGACACUGGGACAGCGCUUGUAAAUCCAGGACUGCCCCUGGAAAAUAGGGACACUUGGAUCGUCUGCUGUUCUCUCAGCCUGAUCCAACAGGAUAAUGCACUACCACCAGCAGCAGCCAUUUCAUAAGGUUUUAGGCUGCACUUCCUAUGUCUCAAGACCAGGUCAUUCAAACUAUAUUCAUUUAUUGCAUUUAUGUCCCCAUUUUUCCUCCAAAGGAGCUCAAGGUGGCAUAACAAUCAGGAGGAGGCUGAUUAGGGGCUGGUGGUUUCUCCUUCUUCAGCCAUGGAGGGGAAAGAAGAGGGCAGUGGCAGUAGCAGGAGAGGAGCCACCAGCAUUGAAGCUGCGCUGCCACUGGGUUCAGCUCCGUCCCCUGGUUCCUCCUGAUAUUCCUGUAUCACACAUAUGCCAUGUGUGCAUCAUCAUACACACACACCAUCUUCUGCUCAAGUUGGCACCUCUGCGCUGAACUGCCUAUAAUUAUUCAAUAUUUGUCCCACAAGUAACAGUAUCUGGUCACUCCUGUUCUACACCACACUUGAGGCUAUUGCGUUGUGGGCCCUUCCUCUACAGCAGAGCUUUCCAAAUUGUGUGUUGCAACACAUUAGUGUGUCGGCUGCAGUGUGUAGGUGUGUUGCACGAAUGCUCCCCGCGCUUCUCCCAGGUGUGGAAAGGGGUUAGUUUAACCUCCACUUUCCUAGUGAAACUGAAUUACUGCAUCGCGGAAUGAUGCAUGUCUAAAAAGUGUGUCACCAACAUGAAAAGUGUGGAAAGCUCUGAUCUACAAGGAAGAGGGAUGAUGAUGAUUUGCUUAAUGCUGAAAUUGCACAGUUGUGGGUUUGUAUAUACAGCAAAGAGUCUCAUGGUACCUUUAAUAAUAACACAUAUAUUUAUUUAUUUAUGCAUUUAUUUAUUUCGUAAGAUUUAUAUACUGCUUAUUGUGAAAACCAACCAACCAACCGCAAGGUGGUUUCCAAAGAGAUUUUAAAACCUUACUUUCCAACCACUGGAAAUGACCACUGGGGGGGAGCACAAAGAGAAGAAACGAGUGAGGCAUAUGCACCAGCGAAACCAGACACCUUCAUCUGCCCCACCUGCAAUAAAACAUGUCUCUCCUGUAUUGGUCUCUACAGCCACAGUAGGUGCUGGAACUCUCCAGCGGUUUGACUGAAACAGAUUAAAAUUACCUCAGUUUUCUAAGGAUCUGGGUAGGUUUCUAAACAAGAACGUUUAUCAUGGCAUAAGUAUGUGGACGAGUGUCCCUUUUAUCAGAUACCUGAAAUGCUAUCCUUACUUGGCAGACACAGAAGAAAAAAUGUAAAAAGUGAGUUCUGAGGAAAAGGGAGGCGGGGACACCAGACUGUGACAAUUACAUUAAAACCUAAAUGUAUGUAAAUAAGUACAGCGACCAUUCAAAAAUGAAAAAUCCUGGCAUUGGUAGAUUGCAGCAUAAUCCAUUCCUAACCAUGUCUGCUCAGAAAUAAAUUAUUUUGAAUUCAAUGAGGCUUAGGCUGAAGUAAAUGAGAUUACAAUUGCAGUCUUAAUUAGCACCUGUAAUGGGAUAAAAACCUGUUAUCGUGAUUCAGGCUGCACACACACACACACACACACACAGUACCCAUAUCCGUUGUAACAAAGUGCAUUGUGUUUUGCGGGGCAGAAGGGAGGUGUGUUGAAGGGAUUGAAAAUUUAAUAAUUGAAUUUGCAUUAUUUCUACUAGCAGAUUCAAUUAGCAAAAUGUCCAGGCAAUUGAGUGCAGUUCUUGUUCUCUGUCCCUCUCUCACACUUUUAAAAGAAAGCAAUUGUGAUACAAAAACUUGUACAAUUCUGCACAUACCUACCUGGGAGUAAGUCCCAUUGAAUUCAGUGGAACUUACUUCUGAGUAGACAUGAACAGGAUCCUGCUGUGAACAGGGAUUUUUUUAAAAACAUGCUAGUAUACCAGUGAAUUCAUUUAUGAUGAGAAAUACACCGGAUAAUUAUAAAACUGCUUUGUGGCCAGAGAAAUACAGCUUUUUAUUUGACAGAAUGAAUAAAAUAUGGAAUUAGUGAAUUGAUGUCCACAGUAUUUAAUACAUAAGAAACCCACAGUUUUCUUCAUAUUUGGACAAAUGCAGGUUUUAUCCAAAGAGCUCAAGGCGAUAUACAUUGUUAUCCUUCAUCCAUUUUAUCCCCACCAGAACCCUGUGAGUUAGAUCAGACUGGAGAAAGGAAUAAUAGGCCCAUGGCAAUUGCUAUUGCAUGGGGAAAUGGUGAUGUUAACCUAGGUCUUCCAGUUAAAGUAAUGGAUUACUUUGUGUGUGAACUUCAGCAGGUGGAUCCAUACAAUCUUUUCUCACUGCAAAGUAAUUUUUGCAGCCACCUUGUGGAGAAUAUCUGUAUUAACAUACCCUUUGUUCAAUGGAUUGAGUUUACACGGGUUUAGCAGGAAAUGGGAUCUAAGUAAGGAAUUGUUGACACUGUUGGGCAAAUGCAGCCAUAAUCUUUGACUGUUGGUGAUCUGUCUUCAUGUUCUGCUACCCACACAGAGCUGCUUCAAACCAAUAGAUACAGUGGUACCUCGGGUUAAAUACUUAAUUUGUUCCGGAGGUCCGUUUUUAACCUGAAACUGUUCUUAACCUGAAGCACCGCUUUAGCUAAUGGGGCUCCCGCUGCUGCCGUGCCGCCGGAGCACGAUUUCUGUUCUCAUCCUGAAGCAAAGUUCUUAACCCGAGGUAAUAUUUCUGGGUUAGUGGAGUCUGUAACCUGAAGCGUAUGUAACCUGAAGCAUAUGUAACCCAAGGUACCACUGUAUAGGGUGUAGUGUUUUCUACUCUGAUGGUGGGCAGAGACUGCCGAGAGGGCUGGGUCUACAACUGCCUUCCCACAAUGGAGAAAGAUGGGCAUCUGUCUGUCUUGGGAGACAACAGGAUACAAACUCCACCUAAGUCCCAAUAUCCUUCAAGCUGCCAGGAAUGCCCUUGGCAAUAGAGGCUCUCACUUUCCUCCAUUUAAAUGCAAAACUCCUCAGGACCAGACUUCAGUGGAGUUAAAUAAUAAUAAUAAUAAUACGGUAAUUUUAUUUUUUGUAUUUGUUCUCAAGACAUGACCUGGAUGGGAGUGGGAUUUGAGUGAAGGCCAAAGAGCACAACAGUUUCAAGCCAAACCCCAGACAGCUUACCCUGGUUAGCCUCCUGGCCGCAACUGCUUUCUCCUACUGGAAACUAGGAGGAAGUGCUUUUUGGUGGGCUCUUUCCUAAUCAAACCACUCUCUCAAAGGCACUUCCUCUCAGUUCCAGGCAUGCUGAGAGUAGGAGAAAAUGCAACUGUGGGUAGCAUGGAUAGGGGGUGGGAGGGAAAAAAGGGAGGUGCUUCCUUCUUUCCUCUCUUAUGUCCCUUCCACCCUGCUGUGGAUUUUUGAUGGACGCCACUAGUAAGUUACCGUUGUCAUUGUUAAUCUCUUGAUGUGCAGGGCGGCCUGUUCAAUGAUCCUGGAACGCAGAAGAUGCACGUCGGCAAGACAUCCUGACUGAAAACCUACGUGGUUUGCAACAGCAAAGUAAGUCAACCCGUAGACUUGAUUAAAAUUAAAUUACCUGCUUAUCCUGCCGCUGUUUCAGGAGAUACAAGUCAGUAUAUACCGGUGUCCCACAACCUUCACAAAUUGAGGGGAGCUGGGUGAAGAGAAAAAUACUUACUUCUUUGUGGCUUUUAUGUCCCACGUCUAUCUCUAAGGAGCUCAAGGUGGCAUGUGUGAUUCUUUCUCCUCCUUAUUUAAUCCCCACAGCAACUGUCAGGGAACUGCCAUCGGCUCAGGGGCGAGGGGGGAAAGACAGAUGGAUUACGGAGAGCCCCCAAAGAUCUUGGGAAGCAGCACGUCCUCAGCAGAGGAAGGAAGCCACGCCUCUAGUGGAGAGGAGAUGCAGGGCUCGGAGGAUGCAAGGCAGUGCCAGGACACCUUGCCUGAGCAAAGCGGGGAGGAGGGAGGUCUCCCUUUACCCAAGCCUUUCCUGCGCAGUAGGCUUUCGCGCAGAGAGGGGAGGUGUCGGCUGGGGGUCAAGAGACUACUCUGCUGGGGAAGAUUUAAGGACCGCCCACUCUCAGAUUCUGCUAGUGACUGAGCAAGACAUGGAAUAGAGACGCUCUGCAUUGUAAAGGUUUUUAGCACCAAUAAUAAAGCUCUAGAACAGACCAGUGAGGCAUCUUGCCUGAUUGCUAUUGAGCAACCACCCAAUAGCCCUAACAGCAACCCUGUGAGGUAGGUUAGCUGAGACGAAGAAGAAGAAGAGUUUGGAUUUGAUAUCCCGCCUUUCACUCCCCUUCAGGAGUCUCAAAGCGGCCAACAUUCUCCUUUCCCUUCCUCCCCCACAACAAACACUCUGUGAGGUGAGUGGGGCUGAGAGACUUCAAAGAAGAGCGACUGGCCCAAGGUCACCCAGCAGCUGCAUGUGGAGGAGCGGAGACGCGAACCUGGUUCCCCAGAUUGCAAGACUACCCCUCUUAACCACUACACCACACUGGCUCUUUGACCAGCCUAGGGUCACCCAUUAAGCUUCAUGGCCAAGUGGGGAGUUGAACAAUGGUCUGUCAGGUCCUACUCUGACACUCUAACCACUACACCACACUGUGCACAGUUGCACAGUGAAGCUGUCGUCUAAGUGUGGAUUUAAGCAUUAGUAUCAGAUCAGCAAAUGCAGCCGUCAAAGGUAUAGUGUUUCUUCAUUCCACAUCAUUAGCAUUCAAUAGCUGAGGUUCGGCAAUGAUCAGCCCAGCUGGGAACCACAUACUGAAUGAUGUAUGACAAUGAAACUGGGAGACUUGAGCACUCAGACCUUAUCAUAAGCAAGAGAUGGUCGUGAGCUGAGAAGUGAUAUUGAAUAUAUUAUUCAAUAGGGGAAACCAGCAGUCCAGUCCUGAUUCUGCUAAUCGCCACAAUUUCAAUUUUUUUUAAUCCAAUGCAAUAAAUCAUGAGUGUUUAGAACUCCAUGGUCUUCUCUUCCUUGACCUCCAGUUCCUGCAUCUUUCCAGAUUAAAUAUGAGCUUUUACAAAGGAGAGAAGUAAGGCAUCGUGUCCCCAUAGAACUGUCUUUAGACUGUUGCUUUUUAACGUGUUCAUAAAAUGAACUGGAAUUCGGGCAGAGCAGUGAAGUGGCCAGCUUUGCAGAGGACAUGAAACGAUUUCUGUUACAUAAAGCGAACAAACAAUUCAUAAAGGUGACAAAGAUUGCAAAUGGUUAGCAAUGGACUUUAGGCCAAAGAAAUAAUUUCUCCAGCUCAGUGGAAUGAGAGCAGGAGGAGCCCCAAAUUCAGGCCUAGUGGAAGCACGGUUCCAUUUCUGCCCCCACUUUUCCGAAGGAUAUCUAUAUUUUAAUAGCACAUUUGUGUGAAGGGGGGGGGGAUUCUGUUAGCUGCCUAGAACCAUCUUGUUCUCGGCUCAUUUCCUACGUUUUUCUGAGUCAUCCAGGAAAAGACUAAAACAUUGCUGAUUCAUUUCCAGAUGGCAAAAGUUGACGGUGUGAUAAAUGAGGACGCUGCCAGAUUUGAAAUUCUUUGGCACUUGGUAAGAUGUGUCCAUUCCAACCUUGUACGCCUGUUAUCAUCAGAUAAAGAAUGUAUGGUCUUUCCCUAUGCAUUACCCAAAGCUCUCUUGAAGUCUGGCACUUUGAAAAGGGCUUUGUGGUUUCCUAGGGUUCUAGGUGCCUAGGUAAAGGUAAAGGGACCCCUGACCAUUAGGUCCAGUCGUGACCGACGGUGGGGUCAUCUUGCUUUAUUGGCCGAGGGAGCCGGCGUACAGCUUCCGGGUCAUGUGGCCAGCAUGACUAAGCUGCUUCUGGCGAACCAGAGCAGCGCACAGAAACGCCGUUUACCUUCCCCUUGGAGCGGUACCUAUUUAUCUACUUGCACUUUGACGUGCUUUCGAACUGCUAGGUUGGCAGGAGCAGGGACCGAGCAAUGGGAGCUCACCCCAUUGCGGGGAUUUGAACCGCCAACCUUCUGAUCGGCAAGCCCUAGGCUCUGUGGUUUAACCCACAGUGCCACCUGCGUCCCUAGGUGCCUAGGAUGUGGCAAAAUGAGCCCAAUGUGGACAAGAAUAGGCCAAAGUUUUGACCUCUGCAUGUAAAUAGCAUUGAUUAUAAAACAACAUUUGGGAGAAUAUUGUUUUAAAGGAUAGAAAAGAGGUAAUACCAGAAAAAUCCAGUCUGCCUAAAAGCAUUCUUGGUAAUUAUUGUAGAAGGUUAAACAAACCUUGUCUUUGCUUUCAAGUUUAAGCUGCAAAGGAUGGAUAACACCUAAACAAUAUAUUGUCUCCUAGUGUCUAAAUCCAUUGCUACAAAUGCUAUAUUGAAUUCCACCCAAAGUAUCUCCAGAAAUGUAUAGCUGAGGGUAAAAGGCAUACAAUAAUAUGUAUAAUAUAAUAUAUUUUCUGUGAACUGCCCUGAGAUCUUCAGGUAUAGGGCGGUAUAUAAAUUCAAUAAAUAUAAUAAUAAUAAUAAUAAUAAUAAUAAUAAUAAUAAUAAUAAUUAGAUUUAACAUUAAAAACCCAUUUCCGUCUUGUGAAAACAAUGUUGGAAAGCUAUGAGAAAGGUAAAAACAGAAGUAAGGAGGAGGCAAAGAAACUCAUUUGUAAACCUUCUUUGAGAGACUGCUGUUAAUUUAUAAUUUUGAGGCAUAAAAUGUUCGCAUGUCUUGUCUUAUUUUCUUUUUGGUUACUGUCUGCAUUAAUUUUGUAUCGAACGAAUCCUUGAUGUUUACAGGGCCCAUGACUUUAAAAAUAUAUUCCUGUGGUAAUGGCAGGACUGAAAAAGUGGAUUUUGCAAGGCCUUAUGCUUUCCAAGAGCCUGGAAGGACAAGCACCAGUUAUCUAUUACACAAUGAUUCAAGGGCCUUGCUACAUUUGAACGUAUUUCUUAUAAACAUCAAUUUUGUCUGGAUAUCUGUCAGGACAUUUGGACGGUGUAUAUUGACUUAUGGUUGUAGCCAAGGCAGCACUAAAGUAACCAUCCUGUUAGCACAAGGAUAUCUGCUUGUACAAAAGGGUUUUCCUCUCUUCUCCCAGGCACCCCCUAGUCUGUUCUAGGGGGUCUCCCAACCUUCCAGAGCAAAUCUGGGGAGGGCAUGGGGUGCACAUGGGACAGGCGCCAUUGCCCAAGCAGAAAUAUUUGCACUAAAGGGGUGUGCUAAUUGAAUACUACUCAUCGCAUAUAUUCAAACUGAGAUUGCUGUAUUGAUGGUUACUGGAUUACUAAUGUGAGCUGAUGUUUUCUUUUUCUCUUUUGCCUUGUUUCCCCCCAUUUGUUUAUUUUUUGUUGUUAAAUUUGCUAUAAAAAUAUCCCAUUAAAUCUUUCAUCAUUAUAAAAGUAGGCAUUAAUAGUAUACUAUCUUAUUUAUUUGUUUGUUUGUUUGUUUGUUUAUUACCAAUGCCAUAUUGCAGAUAAGCAGCUCCAUAGAGCCAUUACAGUGGUACCUCGGGUUACAGACAUUUCGGGUUACAGACGCUUCAGGUUACAGACUCCACUAACCCAGAAAUAGUACCUCGGGUUAAGAACUUUGCUUCAGGAUGAGAACAGAAAUCGCACAGCGGCAGCGCAGUGGCAGCGGGAGGCCCCAUUAGCUAAAGUGGUACCUCAGGUUAAGAACGGACCUCCGGAACAAAUUAAGUUCUUAACCCGAGGUACUGCUGUACACUAAACAAGGGUUUGCAUAAACUGUUAUUUCAAACCCAAAUCAUGGUUUGGGUUUACAGGCACAUGAAAUAACCAUGAUUAGGAGCUGCAAGCCUUCUUUUGUUUCCAUCUGCUCAACAGUCGUAGUUUAAAAGGGAAAAAACCAAUUUGGGGUGGGGUACAGGUGCCCUUAUAGAUUGAGCAAUGCCUGUAAUUAGUUUUUCAAUUUCAACAUUGCUGGACAUAUAUGCACACCACACAAAGUGAAACCCAUGGUUUAGUGGAAAUGCACAAUAUAUUACUUAACCUUCUAGAAAGGAGACUGGUGCGACAUUGCUUCUUCACAGGCUUUUCAGCUCAGCACUGCUUAACUGCUUAGCAGUUAAGCAAAGGUUUUGCUUCAUAUGAGGCUGAUUGUGGUUCAAGUCUCUCUUCCUCAUCACAAUCUGUAACUGAGCCAAAGUAAAAGGGAGCUGCUCUUAAGAAGCCAGUGCAUUUAUGCGGUCACAGUAAGCCAUAAAAAGGUAAAGGGACCCCUGACCAUUAGGUCCAGUCGUGACCGACGGUGGGGUUGCACCACUCAUCUCGCUUUAUUGGCCGAGGGAGCCGGCGUACAGCUUCCGGGUCAUGUGGCCAGCAUGACUAAGCCACUUCUGGCGAACCAGAGCAGCGCACGGAAACGCCGUUACCUUCCCACUGGAGUGGUACCUAUUUAUCUACUUGCACUUUGACGUGCUUUCGAACUGCUAGGUCGGCGGGAGCUGGGACCGAGCAAUGGGAGCUCACCCCAUCGCGGGGAUUCGAACCGCCGACCUUCUGAUCGGCAAGUCCUAGGUUCUGUGGCUUAACCCACAGUGCCACCCGCGCACAGUAAGCCAUACUCCGGCUUUUUGGGAUGUGGAAACCAGGCCACAACUAGCACCAGCUGUGGCUUGUAACUUCCUUUCAAACUGUGGUUACUGAUUCUGGUUUGCUCAUGGAUUGCAAACCUUGACGUGUCCAUUCAGACAUCACAGCAAACAAUGGCUUUGGUGUGAUGCCUGAAUAUAGUUAUAGCAGAACCAGUUAUAUCAUGUAUUGUUUGACCUUGAGCUGUGUAUACAAAUCCUCAUGCAUUUCCAUGUUCUUCAUGUAGAACAUUGAUGGGGGGGAGUGGAGUGGCAGGAAAAGUAUUUCUGAGGAGAUUCUUGCAAUCUACUCCCAAGCUUCUGCUGCUAUGAAAUGUAAAGAUGCAUAAUAACAUUUUUCAUUUCCCCCCUUGUCCCUGUAUUUUGUUUUAAACAGACUUUGGGGCAAAGUGGAGGAGAUUCGAAAGCGGCGCACUCAGGGUCUUGAGUAAUUUUCCAGUUUUUGCAUGAAGGCACCAGGUGAAAGUUUAAUUGUUUUCAUGUGUAAAUUGGAUAAACGGAUUAUUUUCUCUCUCUGAAGAUACGAGGUGAACCGCUCUUCAUCUGAGGAAGCGUGUAUAGGGAUGGUGUCAUAUAAAUACUGCUAACAAUAAUUUCAGAGAGGUGCAUGUUGGAGAUGGGUUUGCAGUGAGCUCAGAUGGCCAUGUUGAAGGUGGGUUCUGACCUGGGAGAUGGGUAAAGUUUCUGUUACUGUGCUAGUGAAGGGGUUGUGUGGUUUGUUAUUUUGAUUAAUGUAUUGCACUUGGAAGAGAUUUUACAGACAUUUGCAGUAUCGUCUGCCUAUCUUUCUAUAUGUCUUGCCGUGAACAGGAUUCCUCAGCGUGACAUCUGUGGAUGGAACCAGUAGAAGAACUGUGUGCAUCUGUGCUCUCCAGUUCUACAGAAAGAGAAUUUAUAGGUGAGCUAGAACAGUCCAAAAAAAGAUAUUUCUAUCAAAUAUCUCAUCCUGGUCUCGCUUUAUGCACGGUGUGGCUGGAAACACACUUUCUAGCUGGUCUUCACUAAUCUUCAUCACUAAUGGCAGUACAGUGGAUGCUCGCGUUGCAAACGUGAUCCGUGCGGGAUGCACGUUCACAACCCACAGCGUCCGCAACCUGCAGCGCUGCAUCUACAUACGCGCGGAUUGUGAUUUGGUGCUUCUGUGCAUGUGCAAAGCGUGAUUUAGCGCUUCUGCGCAAGCGCCGAAACCCAGAAGUAACCCAUUCCGGUACUUCUGGGUUCAGCCCAGUGCGCAACCCGAAAUCGCGCAACCCAAAGCGCCUGUAAACCGAGUUAUGACUGUAUAGAUGUCCUCACUUUCUCCUUCCUCCUCUCUUCUGCAUCUUUGUCUCAGGUGGCCAAUUGUGUAGUUGUGCUUUCCUUAUGAGGCAACACUGGGGUGGGCGAGUGGCAGCACUGAGCAGCAUACGCUUCCUGCCAGGCCCUUCCCCUGAGAAAGAUUGGGCAGGGAGGAGACUGGGCAACUCCAGUUUCAAAUCCAUGUUUAUUUGGUGGGGAAGGAUUAGUCCCCCCCUUUCCCACUUCUCACCUUCAUGGGGUCAUUGCCAGCAUGAAUUACCUCUCUCCUUGGCUGUUAACUUGCCUGUGCCUGCCUCACACCCAUCUCCCCAAAGUCAUGCCAUGAAGUGUCUUCUAGUUAUUCCGCCCUAGCCUGUAGGAUUCUUAAAGUCCUCAGGGGGAAUGUCAUACCUACUUUUCAGGCUACUAUUAAUAUUAUUGGUCUAAAUCCUCCUAUCUGAUGCUUCUGCUUUCUAGGAAACUCUGAGAUCCCAAGUGAGUACGAGGAAGAGAUUCCUCCUGGAGAUGAUGCAGAGAAGGUGCAGCAAGAUGAGCUUCUACUGAGACAAAAUGAAGAAAAUGCUCCUCAAAGUCAUGGAGGAGCCAUUGAAGAUGAACAGAUGCAAGACAAUUGUCCUGAUCAGCAGCAUAAUGAAUCUGCAGAUCGAGGUGGUAGCCUGGGACUCCUCCAGGACAUCGUGUCUCCACCUGGGAUUCCCUUGGGAGUAGAACCUUUUCGUUACACCGAAGGUGGGGGGAGCGUCCAAUAUAAUUCAAGCCUUAAUGUCCAACCUGAGAUCACUCCAGUGGGAGAGAAGCCUCAUAAGUGCACUGAAUGUAGCAAGAGCUUCAGCUGGCGCUCUGACCUUAUUAAACACCAGAGAAUUCACACGGGGGAGAAGCCCUACAUAUGCAGUGAAUGUGGGGAAAACUUCACGGUGAGCUCUCACCUUUUUACACAUAGGAGAAUCCAUACCGGAGAGAAGCCUUUCCUUUGUCCCGAGUGUGGGAAAUGCUUCAGUCGGAACUCGCACCUUGUGAACCACCAAAGAACCCACACGGGAGAGAAACCCUUUGAAUGCAGCGAGUGCGGGAAAAGCUUCAGCGAUUUCUCAACCCUGACUCAGCACCAGAGAACGCACACAGGGGAAAAGCCCUAUAUAUGUGUUGAAUGUGGAAAAGGCUUUAUACAGAGUUCGCAUCUCGCAAGGCACCGGAAAACCCACAUGGGGGAGAAACCCUACAAGUGUGCCGAGUGCGGCAAAGGCUUCCGAUACAAGACGCACCUCGUACAACACCACAGACUUCACAUAGGAUAGGGAAGCAGGGGGAGGACGACUGCCUUGUCUAUAAAAGCUAAUGAAUGUUCUAAGUUUCAUGGGGAAAUGAAAUAAAGAAGGAACCUUAAGAAACGUAGCGUUUUUAACUGUAGUGAACAGAGGCCAGAGCUGUACUUUAAGUAGGAAACAUGUUUGCUGUGUGUAAACCGUUGCUUGCCAAGUCAGUGUUUAAACUAUGGGCGGCGUGUGUGUCUGGAAAGCCUAGCCAAAUUUACGUGGAAGGACUUGUGUGGCCCUGGGGCAAAAGCCAGUAGGGCGGCGCUUCCCCAAGCAACAGGGAGGGAGGCUGGAAGUUGCAAGUCAGGUAAUUUGGGGAAGUGAGUGAGUAUAGUUGAUGGAUUGGUGAGCUGGGUUAGGGAAGCAGAGUUCAACAAAGAAUGGGAACUUUGGACCUGUAGGGAUGCAGUCACCAAGACCUCAGCUGAUGUGCAGUAAGUGAGAGGAACACUUUGUUUGUCCUUGUUUAGCGAGUGGAAGGCAUGCUGUGUUGUGUAGUUGAUUCCCAAUGGUGAAUUUGGAAACCCCUCCCUUUUUCAUCUGCAGGUGGGAAAAUUCCCCUUCGUCUUUCACGCAAUGUCUCCCCUGAUUGCAUUGAUGUUUUCUUCAAAAAAAUUAUAUGUAUACGCAUGCUGCUCUAGGGGCUCAGCUGAACCUGGUGGGGUGGGGAGAGGAAAUGGAAGACCCUUUGAACAUGUUAACAAUGUUUACUUUUCUCUGAAAUAAAACCUUGGGGUUUUUUUAAUAUAAAAAA
Podarcis lilfordi (Lilford's wall lizard) is the source of this 15303-nucleotide messenger RNA. The record is from the annotation of a GenBank genome assembly. Lineage: Eukaryota; Metazoa; Chordata; Lepidosauria; Squamata; Lacertidae.